Coniophora puteana RWD-64-598 SS2 is the source of this 2756-nucleotide messenger RNA. RefSeq names its product cytochrome P450 oxidoreductase. NCBI's taxonomy places the organism in Eukaryota, Fungi, Basidiomycota, Agaricomycetes, Boletales, Coniophoraceae. The record is from RefSeq and is a predicted model, not a curated record. The transcript is spliced from 4 exons. Bases 183 to 2387 code for a protein of 734 amino acids. Gene Ontology annotation, cellular component: cytosol. Gene Ontology annotation, molecular function: FMN binding; NADPH-hemoprotein reductase activity; flavin adenine dinucleotide binding.
GUGGGAAAGUUGAGAGACCACGUUCUUCUUUAGUGCGAGCGUCUCUGUGCCUUCUCUGUUCUGUCCCUCAUCAAAUCUGCUGCACUCGCCCGGCCAUUAGAGCGUCUCCUGCUCUCUGCCACCCGACCCUCCCUUUUCCUCUCCCCGCCGGUCUAUUCGUCUUGUUUUCUAGAAGAUUCAACAUGGCCGUCGCGUCCUCCUCCGACGUCGUCAUCCUCUCCCUCGGCGUCGUCCUCGCCGCAGCAUACCUCUUCCGAGACUCCCUCUUCACCUCCUCAAAGCCAAAGGCUGUUCCUAUAGCACCUUCAAAGGCCACUAACGGCCAUGGAAACCCACGGGAUUUCAUCGCAAAGAUGAAGGAUGGCAAAAAACGCCUUGUCAUCUUUUACGGCUCUCAGACCGGUACUGCCGAAGAGUACGCUAUCCGUCUAGCAAAGGAAGCCAAGUCCAAAUUCGGCCUUACUUCCCUCGUCUGUGACCCCGAAGAGUAUGACUUUGAGAACCUCGACCAGCUCCCCGAGGACUGCGCCGUCUUCUUUGUCGUCGCCACCUACGGAGAGGGUGAGCCCACCGACAAUGCCGUCACUCUCAUGCAGAACCUGUCCGAGGAGUCUUUCGAGUUCACCAACGGCGAGCACAAGCUCGAAGGCCUCAAAUACGUCGUCUUCUCUCUCGGUAACCGCACCUACGAGCACUACAACGCCAUCGGUCGUCAAGUCGAUGAAGAACUCACCAAGAUGGGCGCUGUCCGUAUCGGCGAGCGCGGUGAGGGUGACGACGACAAGAGCAUGGAGGAGGACUACCUUGAAUGGAAGGAUGGCAUGUGGGAUGCCUUCGCGGUUGCUAUGGGUGUCGAGGAAGGCCAGGGAGGCGAUACGCCCGACUUCGCCGUUUCAGAGGUUGACGCUUCGGCUCCUGAGAAGGUCUAUCAAGGUGAACUGUCGGCCCGUGCUUUGACCAAGACAAAGGGCAUCCACGACGCCAAGAACCCAUACGCUUCGCCUGUCAAGGCUGCUCGUGAACUCUUCCAGGUCGGCGGUGAGCGCAACUGUGUCCACAUGGAGCUCGACAUCGAAGGAUCUGGCAUUACCUACCAACAUGGUGACCACGUCGGCGUUUGGCCUCUUAACCCGGAUGUCGAGGUUGACCGUCUGCUUUGCAUUCUUGGUCUGACCGAGAAGAAGGACACAGUGAUCAACGUCGAGUCUCUCGACCCUGCUCUGGCCAAGGUCCCCUUCCCCGUCCCAACCACUUACAACGCCGUUCUCCGCCACUACAUUGAUAUCAGCGCCGCUGCCGGUCGUCAAAUUCUCGGUUCCCUCUCUCGGUUCGCUCCUACCCCUGAGGCUGAGGCUUUCAUGAAGAAGAUGAACUCGGACAAGGAACAGUACGCCGCUGUUAUCGGAACUGGUUGCUAUAAGCUUGGCGAAAUUCUCCAGCUUGCUGCCGGCAACGACAUCUCGGCUCCCCCCACCCCGGAGAACACUACCGUCUGGACCAUUCCUUUCGAUGUCAUCAUCUCGGCCAUCCCUCGUCUCCAGCCCCGGUUCUACUCGAUUUCUUCCAGCCCCAAGCUCAACCCCACUUCCAUUCACGUUACCGCUGUCGUCCUCAAGUACGAGUCCGUGGCCAACGAGUACACCAACACUCGCUGGGUUUAUGGUGUUGGCACCAACUUCUUGCUCAAUGUCAAGCAGGCUGCCCAGGGCGAGGAGAUCCCCCUCUUGUCAUCCCCUGGUGCGGCGAAUGGUGACGCUGCUUCGGUCUCGCUGCCCAGAUACGCCAUUCAGGGUCCCCGUGGUGCGCACAAAUUCGAGGGUGGUUACAAGGUUCCGGUCCACGUCCGCCGCUCGACAUUCCGUCUGCCCACGAACCCCAAGAGCCCGGUUAUCAUGAUUGGUCCUGGUACUGGUGUCGCUCCUUUCCGCGGCUUCGUUCAAGAGCGUGUUGCCCUUGCCCGCCGGACGCUCGAGAAGAACGGUCCCGAUGCUCUCGCUGACUGGGGCCAGAUCUACCUUUACUAUGGCUGCCGCAAGUCGACCGAGGAUUUCCUUUACAAGGAUGAGUGGCCACAGUACGAGCAGGAGCUUAAGGGCAAGUUCACGAUGCGCAACGCGUUCUCGCGCGAGGUGUUCAGACCUGAUGGCAGCAAGAUCUACGUCCAGGACCUGAUCAUGGAGGACCGCGACAAGAUCGCCGACGCCAUUCUCAACGGCAAGGGCUACAUCUAUAUUUGUGGUGACGCCAAGUCGAUGAGCAAGUCUGUCGAGGAGGGUCUCGCGAAGAUUCUCGGCGAGGCCAAGGGCGGUAGUGCCGAGGUCGAGGGUGCCGCCGAGAUCAAGCUUCUCAAGGAGCGCUCGCGGAUGAUGCUCGAUGUCUGGAGCUAAAGGCUUCACGCGUUUAGAUGCUGCACUGCUACCUCUGUUCUCUCUUUUCUCUCUCGAUGUGGUUUUGGAACUCGCGCGCGAGGUCCCCGGGGACGUCACCGACACAGGAAUUGGUUUAGACUGUUUGUGGCCCCUCCUACUACGUAUGGAAUUUUUUUCCCUCUGCAUUAUGACCCCUCCCUCCCCUCACUCUCUGUCGGUCGUCCUUUGCCUUGGGUUUCCAGAUGGGCUGCCGAAUGUCGACGUUUUGUGCCGACGUGGAUGAAGGAGGGAUGCACGUAUUAUAGACGUACCUACAGCAGUUAUUUAUAAUCUGUCCCUUAGUCACCUCCCCGUAACGUCUUGAUAUACCUCGAACAAUCGUUUUGC